AUGGGUGAAUUUAAGGUCCAUCGAGUACGUUUCUUUAAUUAUGUUCCAUCAGGGAUCCGCUGUGUGGCUUACAAUAACCAGUCAAACAGAUUGGCCGUAUCACGAACAGAUGGGACUGUGGAAAUUUAUAACUUGUCAGCAAACUACUUUCAGGAGAAAUUUUUUCCAGGUCAUGAAUCUCGGGCUACAGAAGCUCUGUGUUGGGCAGCAGGACAGCGACUCUUCAGUGCUGGACUCAAUGGAGAGAUUAUAGAGUAUGACUUACAGGCACUGAACAUCAAGUAUGCUGUGGAUGCCUUUGGAGGACCUAUUUGGAGCAUGACUGCCAGCCCCAGUGGCUCUCAACUUUUGGUUGGCUGUGAAGAUGGAUCUGUGAAACUCUUUCAAAUCACUCCAGACAAAAUCCAGUUUGAAAGAAAUUUUGAUAGGCAGAAAAGUCGCAUCCUGAGUCUCAGCUGGCAUCCCUCUGGUACCCACAUUGCAGCUGGCUCCAUAGACUACAUUACUGUGUUUGAUGUCAAAUCAGGGAGCACUAUUCAUAAGAUGACUGUGGAUAGACAGUAUAUGGGUGCGUCUAAGCGGAAAUGCAUUGUGUGGGGUGUUGUCUUCUUGUCGGAUGGCACUGUCAUAAGUGUGGACUCUGCUGGGAAAGUACAGUUCUGGGACUCAGCUACUGGGACGCUUGUGAAGAACCAUCUCAUCUCAAACGCUGAUGUGCUGUCCAUUGCCGUAGCCGAUCAUGAAGACAGUUUUGUGGUGGGCACAGCCGAGGGCACAGUAUUUCAUUUUCAGCUGGUCCCUGUGACUUCAAACAGCAGUGAGAAGCAGUGGGUGCGGACAAAACCAUUCCAGCAUCACACUCAUGAUGUGCGUGCUGUGGCCCACAGCCCAACAGCUCUGAUCUCUGGAGGCACUGACACCCAUUUAGUUAUUCGUCCUCUCAUGGAGAAGAUAGAGGUAAAGAACUAUGACGCUGCUCUCCGAAAAAUCACCUUUCCCCAUCGACGUCUCAUUUCCUGUUCAAAAAGAAGGCAGCUUCUCCUCUUCCAGUUUGCCCAUCACUUGGAGCUUUGGCGACUAGGAUCCACAGUUGCAACAGGCAAGAAUGGGGAUACCCUUCCACUCUCUAAAAAUGCAGAUCAUUUACUGCACCUCAAGACAAAGGGUCCUGAGAACAUUAUUUGUAGCUGUAUUUCCCCAUGUGGAAGUUGGAUAGCCUAUUCUACAGCUUCUCGGUUUUUUCUCUGUCGGUUGAAUUAUGACCAAGACAACAUAAGCCUCAAAAGAGUUUCCAAAAUGCCAGCGUUCCUUCACUCUGCCCUUCAUAUUUUGUUUUCUGAAGAUUCAGCAAAGCUCUUUGUGGCAUCAAAUCAAGGGUCUCUCCAUGUCAUGCAGCUGUUGGAAGGAAGCUUCAAGCACCUACAUACUUUCCAGCCUCCGUCAGGUGGGAAUUUGGUAACUGGGCACAGGGAGAGUUUAGGAGGACAUAUCUGGCAGAUGAAGACACUAGAGCUUCACUGCACAGUGCCUGCAUACAAUUUCCCAGUGACUGCUCUGGCCAUUGCCCCCAAUACCAACAACCUUGUCCUUGCUCAUUCAGACCAGCAGGUAUUUGAGUAUAGCAUCCCAGACAAACAGUAUACAGAGUGGAGCCGGACUAUCCAGAAGCAGGGGUUUCACCAGGUUUGGCUCCAAAGGGAUACGCCCAUCACACACAUCAGUUUUCAUCCCAAGAGACCAAUGCACAUCCUUCUCCACGAUGCCUACAUGUUCUGCAUCAUUGACAAGUCAUUGCCUCUACUCUUCUUGGAUCUUUUGGAUGAAAAAACACUGGUGGCAGUAGAACGGCCCCUGGAUGACAUCAUUGCUCAGCUCCCACCACCCAUCAAAAAGAAGAAAUUUGGAACCUAAAACAGGGCAUUGUGUAUGUCCUUCCUUGAACUGUCUUCCUUGUUACUUUUCACAAAUCAUGGUAAUAAAACAGUUAUUCUUAAGGA
Molecule: messenger RNA, 1997 nt
Organism: Otolemur garnettii (small-eared galago)
Lineage: Eukaryota; Metazoa; Chordata; Mammalia; Primates; Galagidae
Gene: UTP4
Product: UTP4, small subunit processome component
Exons: 15
Coding region: 1-1911 (636 amino acids)
Biological process (GO): maturation of SSU-rRNA from tricistronic rRNA transcript (SSU-rRNA, 5.8S rRNA, LSU-rRNA)
Cellular component (GO): 90S preribosome; small-subunit processome; t-UTP complex
Molecular function (GO): protein binding; RNA binding
Source: RefSeq, a predicted model, not a curated record